AUGCCGAUCGGUAUUGAAUGGACCAUCAGCCUUCUUUGGGUUGCGAACGGGACUCGUUUUCACAUGGGUUGGCCAGAGUUCGUUCGGGAUAAUCUUUUCAAACAUGAGGUCUUCCUGACCGUUACUUUAGUUGAUGUUGGAAUUUUCAACGUGAAGAGAUACGACUUCCGCACUGGCUUACCACCCCGCUGGGACGGCGAAGAUAUAGCGAACGGCGACACCGACGACAGCCCGACUGCACCAGACGUUGAUAGCUCUGAUGAUUAUCAACCAUCGGAGACUGAAACGGAUUCCUUCGACAAUAGUGAGUAUGAGGAUGAUCAGGGAUUAUAUGGCAACUUCUAG
Molecule: messenger RNA, 345 nt
Organism: Salvia splendens (bonfire salvia)
Lineage: Eukaryota; Viridiplantae; Streptophyta; Magnoliopsida; Lamiales; Lamiaceae
Product: B3 domain-containing protein REM20
Exons: 3
Coding region: 1-345 (114 amino acids)
Molecular function (GO): DNA binding
Source: RefSeq, a predicted model, not a curated record